AUGGAUUCAAAGGUAGUGGUACCGGGACAAUACCUAGCCCCAACAUACCAACUCCAAGACGGCAAACAAGUCAAAUACAUCGCAGGCAGAGGCACGGUAGUGAACUCGAUCCGAAGCGACGAAUCGCAACCUAGCAUCCCCGUAAUCUGCGCCUCCAUUGUAGGCCAUAAAUACAUCAAACAGAUAGCUAACGACAACGACAACGCGCAGGGAGAAGAUGAAGCAGAUGAAGCAGAGGAUGAGAAACAGCUCACGUAUAUCGUGUGCGUUAUACCGCGCGGUCAACCAAUGCCCAGCGCAGACGACAUGUCAUCGAUCUCCACCACGAACAGCAUCAAUUUGCCGAGGGAGAACGACGUGGUGCUAGUGCGAAUAACCCGUAUAUCGCAAAAGCAAGCGCAAUGCGAGAUCAUCGCCAUGGCGAACAAGGCCAUCCUAUCUGACUCGGGAAUCGGGUCGAAUGGAGCCACGGCGCAUGCCUCGUUGCCGAUGGGCGGCGGCUCGCAACACAACUUCAACCCCGCUUCCAUCGCCAGCUCGAGCACCAUGAGCUCGAAUGCGCAGAUAUACGACUUGGGGGAGAAUUUCCGCGGGAUCAUCAGGAGUCAGGAUAUACGGAGCACGGAACGGGACCGCGUUGUCGUUGGCGAAUGUUUUAGGCCCGGUGACGUUGUGCGUUGUGUCAUUUUGAGUUUGGGGGAUGGGCUGAAUUACUAUUUGAGCACGGCGCGCAAUGACUUGGGGGUGGUGUUUGCGAAGAGUGAAGGCGGCGCGGGCUCGUUGAUGUACCCUGUUGACUGGUUGCAUAUGAUUGAUGUCGAUACUGGCCUAGUUGAAAAGCGCAAGAAUGCGAAUCCGUUCCUAGAGUGA
Lodderomyces beijingensis is the source of this 870-nucleotide messenger RNA. The record is from the annotation of a GenBank genome assembly. NCBI's taxonomy places the organism in Eukaryota, Fungi, Ascomycota, Pichiomycetes, Serinales, Debaryomycetaceae.